AGGACGAAGACGAAGCGGUGUCAGAGCCUGAGGAGCUGCGGCCCCGCCCGGAGCCCGCAGAGCGCCCGGGAUGCCGCCAGCCGUGGCCGGGGGUGGCUCGGGCUUGGCGGUGGCGGGCCCCCGCUCGUUGAGCCCCGCCGCCCUGUCCCGCAGCCUAUCCCGCCUGCGCGAGUACCGGACCCGCUCCCGGAUCAUGCUGGCUCUCGGGGUCACGCAGAUGGUGCUCGGAUGCCUCAUCGUGGCAGUCAGCUUCGCGGCGCUGGCCCUGACCACCUCAGCUAGGGUCCGGCACUCCUGCCCCUUCUGGGCUGGUUUCUCGGUGCUCUUAUCUGGACUUAUUGGUGUUGUUUCUUGGAAAAGGCCCUUAUCACUUGUGAUAACUUUUUUCAUGUUGCUGUCAGCAGUGUGUGUAAUGCUGAAUUUGGCUGGUUCUAUUCUCUCCUGUCAGAAUGCUCAGCUAGUCAACUCCCUAGAAGGCUGUCAGUUGAUAAAAUUUGACAGUGUUGAAGUAUGUGUUUGCUGUGAAAUGCAACAUCAAUCAUCAGGCUGCAGCAAUCUUGGUGAAACCCUAAAACUGAACCCACUUCAGGAGGACUGUAAUGCUGUGAGACUGACUUUAAAGGACCUCUUAUUCAGUGUGUGUGCUCUCAACAUCAUUUCUACCAUUGUUUGUGCUUUAGCUACAGCUAUGUGCUGUAUGCAGAUGGUUUCUUCUGAUGUGUUACAAAUGUUUCUUCCACAGAGAUCACAUUCCACAAACCCAGACUGUAUGACUCCCCAUGGAACCAUUCUCCACCAGACCUUGGAUUUUGAUGAAUUUAUACCUCCAAUACCUCCCCCACCCUAUUAUCCACCAGAGUAUACCUGUACACCCAUGAUAGAAGCUCAAAGGGGACUUCACUUGGAAUUUCCUCAUUCUCCAUUCAGUACUUUGUAUGAAGUUGCAAUCAACAGUCCUGGGAUGCUGUAUCCUACAGAACUCCCUCCUCCAUAUGAAGCAGUGAUUGGACAGACACCUGCAAGCCAGGUUACCAGUCUAGACCAGCAAGUAACUGAAUCUAGCUUAGGGGAUCAAAAUACAACUGCUGGUUUCAGUACACAAGUUUCUGUGGAUAGUACUUCUCUUUUGGUGUCUGAAGUUGCUGACAUUCCAGAUCAUAGCUACUCCUCUGAGGACCUUUGUUCUUUGGAAGUUCAAAGCUCUCUCCGUUCUGCAGACUUUUCUCCAUACAGUACAAUCCUUAAAGCGGCCACGGACAGUAGCUGUACCAGCUUGGAUCGCAGUGUGCGCUGCAGAUUCCACAGGACUCACUCACCAUGUUCCCCCAUGGAAGCUAGAGGCUGCCAGCAUAGAGCCUCUCUAAACAGAUCUCACAUCCAGGACUAUGAGAGUUCUCCUCAGAGAUCGCCAGACUGUUCUUCUGAGAAUUGUAGCUUCUCAGAGUCCCAGGACUCUGUCCGGGAGAAUCAAUCACAGCCACACUUAAAACAAAUGAAAAUGUGUUGUGGGAGCUUUAGCCAGUCUUCUGCAAGUCAUUCCCAGCCCUCUCUCUGUUCAGUUCCUGCAAAUACUUCAUUACAUUGUGGUUGCCCAGAGAGAACUGUCCUGGCAAAACGUGUAAGGAAAAAACGAAUUUCAAAUAUUGUCCGAUCUACCAGUGAUCCUAUUUCAUGUUCAUCCAGCACAGAAGGAGAUACCUCUUCCUACACACCUCUAUAUAGCCAGCAUCGUGAAGCAGGAAUAUCUCAGUCGGAUUUAGAGACAGUUUCCAUUUCUAGCUCUCACAUGGCUGCUUCUGCUUAUCAGGACCAUUUUUUGCCAGCUGGAAAACAAAGACAUACCAGAAAAGUUGACCAACAUUUAAAGCCAAAGGUCUUACGGACCGUCUCAAAAGAGCAGCCACCCUCUUUAGUGGACCUUAAGGCCUAUAAAGAUACAAAAAUUUUGGUGGCUAAAUUUUUGGAACAUUCAAACUGUAAUCUCCCUCCAGAAGUACAGCAUGUGGUGAACACUAUCCGGUCAGUCAUCAAAUCUGAUGAACGACACAUGGAAGAAGCCAUCUUCAGUGCCAACAUUAUAGAACAGGUCAUUGCCAGUUCUCAGCAGAAUGUGACUCUCUCUAGAAAACAGUUUCAAGAAGACCUCCAUCUGCAAAGCUGCGGUGCCCUGAGCUCUCCGGUUGCUUUCUUGCAUAGAGUACGCCUCCCUCUCAGACUAGAAGGAAACAGCCCCCAGGGUUUUGUUGAAGCUUGCCGGGAGACCAUAAUUUGAUAUUGAACUAGAUGUACCUAGGAAAGAUCAAAAAACUGAAUUUUGCCCUCCCAGACCUGAAUGACCACCUCAGAGAAGAGCACUUUGGUGGGGGGCGGCAGCAAAAGCAUCAUCCAAUAAGAUUAUAUUUCUUCUUCAUCUGAAAGAGGAUAAUGCACAGAUUUUAUUGAAUGCCCAAAUUAAAUGUAUGUUAUCAUGUAACAAAAGGCAUUUUCCAAAUGGAUUAUUUUUUUGCUCAGAUGUGCUUGUUUAAAUGUUGCUGUGAGGUAAUUUCCAGGAACCCCCCCCCCCCCAGCCACAAGAGAUCUGUUUGUACAACUUGAAAGUUGUAUGUAUUUAAUGUACCUCGCAGUGUUUUAACAAUGAUCAGUGUUUAAUAAAAAGUAUUUCUGACUCUUGCUUCUCCAAGGAUUGAUUGGAGUGGACUCAGAAGAAGAUAAUACACUUGUUAUUACAGAGGCUCUGAAUAGCAACACAUUUUCAGAUUUCUGUGUAUGUUUAGCAUGUCAGACUUACACAUGAGCCUGACAAAACUUGAGAACUGAAAAGUGUAUAUUGUCAUAGCUUUUCUCAAAAUUUCCCUAAAAUAUACUUAAGAGUUUCAGAAAUAACAGUACUGAAGUGAAAGAUAACUGGGUAACUGGGCAAGCCCAAAAGGUGCUAUCCAAAAACUAUGUCAAGGCAUUUUUCCAUAAAGCUGUCAUAUCUCCAAACUGUGCAUGUGACUUUAAUGUUUUUGCAGGCUUCCCUACUACAAAUUCAGGACUGUAGCUCAGAAUUAUCCUUUAAUUGGGACUUUUUUUUUCAAAUUAGGAUUACUUGAUGAGACCAUGGUUUGUAGUGCAUAAGCAUUUACUUUAUUUUUCCUAAUGUGGUACUUAGUGAAAAAAAAAAGUACUGCUAAGGGGAAAUCAUAAGAGUGUCAUCCUGCAAAAAUCAAGUGUUGUAGUUCAUUGGUAUGAAAAGCACAAUCAAAGUAGGCUUCAGACCUUAUCUGGUCACUGAAUCACAGCAAACUGGCCAGGCCUGAGACUCAAGGAUUUCCUAUGGACACUUGCAGAGCCACAAGAUGUCUGUGGUCCUGAUGGAGCAGUGGACCACAAGGGCAGUGUUCUCUACAAAGUAGAGAAUUUUAAUGGAACUACCCUUCUGGCUUUUCUAAUUUAAUCCCAGGUAAAUUUAUACUCAGGUUACUUUUAUGACAUCAUAAUUAAUAAAAAGGCCUUUCUGGGGAAACAACAUGCAAAAUAUAAAUUAACCCUUCUCCUAGAUUGGCAAUGGUCUAGCGUUUUUCACUUCCUAGUUAUGCCCCCCCAAAAACUAUAACAUUCCCAAUUCAUCUGAGUGGUUUUAAUUAGAGAAAGAAAUCUUGCCAAAUUUUCAAAUUGAAUUUCCCAUUUUAAAGAUGAAAAUUAUAUUUUGAGUCUGUUAAUGUAGACUCCUUGGAGGAGGGAGGGAACACUUGCCACAGAACUGGCAGUUGAUGCUUAUUUGGAAAGCUGCUCUUUCUAGGCUGGUGAUUACAUAGUGUGUAGUUUAAACAUGAUUUAAUUAUUUCUUUUGCUACAACCCAGGACCAACCAGGUAAACAAAAGUCUUGUCCUCAUCAGCCCUUCUAUCUCCCUCUCCCCAAAAACAAAACAAAAAAUUUAUACUAUAAUUCUGCAUUGUUGGUAAUGUAUGACUUACCAAUGGCAUAAUACUCAAUUUAACUCUUGUUUACAGAAGAUAACUGUACCUCCAGGAUUGUGACCUUGAAGAAAUGGAUCUUUCUGAAUGAUGGAAGUACUGCAUAAGUCACAUGAGUAUGUUCUGAGAGCCAAAGAAUUUCAGAAAGCAAACAUUUGUUUAGCACUUUACAGUUUUACAAUGCUCUCACACGUCUCUCAUUAGGUCCUAACAACAAAGCUGUGAGGCAUCAGACCUGGAGUUCAAAUUUCACUGCUGCUACUUUGCUCCGUUUAUAACUUUGGGGCACUCACUUAACUUCUUCUGGACCUCUGUCCCCUCACUUAUAAAAUAAGGUACAGACCUAGAUUCUAUCUAAUAUUCCCUUCUGCUUGAGUCCAUUAUCCUGUGGCUUGCCCUGAUGUUAUUGUCAUUUCAGUUGUAUCCGACUCUUUGUGAACCUAUUCGGGAUUUUCU
Sarcophilus harrisii (Tasmanian devil) is the source of this 4417-nucleotide messenger RNA. RefSeq names its product family with sequence similarity 189 member A1 (gene ENTREP2). Gene Ontology annotation, cellular component: membrane. The record is from RefSeq and is a predicted model, not a curated record. The transcript has 12 exons. The coding region runs from base 71 to 2272 and encodes 733 amino acids. Lineage: Eukaryota; Metazoa; Chordata; Mammalia; Dasyuromorphia; Dasyuridae.